This is a messenger RNA of Ahaetulla prasina, 5239 nucleotides long. Its product is annotated as zinc finger protein 850-like. The record is from RefSeq and is a predicted model, not a curated record. Lineage: Eukaryota; Metazoa; Chordata; Lepidosauria; Squamata; Colubridae. Bases 2491 to 5232 code for a protein of 913 amino acids. The transcript has 2 exons.
GGGAAAUGGAAAAAGGCUCACUUUUCUGGUUAGCAGUAGGAUGUUUUGUUUCUGGUUAUAGGCAGCAGUUUCUGGAUAUUUCCUUUGGUAGAAGUAGUGAAAUUCGUCAUUAUGGCUUCUGGGUGAUAGUUUUGAAGAUUGAUUAACUCCUAUAUGUGGAGUUUCAGUCUUCUACCUUGGUUUCCUCCAGAUUUUUAGCCCCAGAAUUCCCCAGCCAGCAUAUAAGUAGUCCUUAAGAUACAACUGUCAUGGCCUUGCAACUACAUUGCAUGUAAUGGCUGUUAAGUGAGAUCGCUUUUCUUAACUACCUGGAUCCCCUGCUCUCUCUGAUGCAGCCAUUAAUUGAGUACUGGCUACCUUGGGGCUGGUGAAAACUCUUGGAGGUCUAGAGCAGGGCCAGGCUUGCCUGCCACAGGCAUCUCUAGACCUUCCCACCCUCCAAGGCACUCUGUGCUCUGUUUCCUAUUCCUGGUCCUUCCUCCAGGGUCCCCACAGGUUUCUUCUCACUCACGCUGGAUCUUUGCAGUCCUUAGGUCUGACUCCCACCCCACCAGGCCUCACACCCUCCUCCUCCUCCUCCAUCCCUUUUGAAGAUCUCUGAUCCUCAUGUUGAGGAAGGACGGAAGGACAGGCAUCCCUGGGCCUCAUGACUGUGUCCUGGAAGCAGCCACCAUUUUCAGUGGGCGCCGGAUUCAUCCCUGGGCCAUGCGGUGGACUUGUGGAAGCGGCUGCCAUUUUGCCACACUGUCCGCACUGUUGUACAGAAGAGGGACAAACAUCUUUUUGGCUACCUUAACAUGAGAGAAAAAAUGUACAGUUGAAAAUGUUUCAUUUUUAAAAAUGUUAGAAGUCUCAGUAGCUUUUGACAAGGAAAAAAAAUGGGUAUUGUCAGUUUUGCUAUGAACAUUAGGGCAAGGCAAGAAGCUCAGUUGCCUCAAACUGCAAGAUGGGCAUAGUUUAAUAAUAAAUGAAUUUAAUAAUAAAAAGGUAAUGUAAAGCUUAUUUCGUCACUCUUGCUCAAUGAUGAGAUCUCCAUAGAUACAGAUAACACACAAUUGUUAACUUGUAUUUUCCAUUUUUCAAAAAGGUCAAAAUUUCUUUAAAGUUUUCCAAAUAUCCCUACAAGUAAAGAGAGGAACUUUAUUUGGAGCAAUGAACAGAUAUUUAAGCUAUGCAGAUGAAUGAUCCUGAUUUUGCGAGUUUAGAAGUCACCAAAGAAUAGCAAACAGGAUGGCAAUAAGAGCAUUCUGGACAACUUUAAAUAACAAGCAACGUUGAAAAGGGAAGAAAAUCAAGCCAGAAAUUAAAAUAUUUUCCAUUUCCUUCAGAAAAUCAUAUAAUGCUGCUCCUCCUCCAGCAGCUAUUAGGCAAAAGAAAAAAAUCAAGAAAGAAUAAGGAGAUUAUGCAGAACUCAAGGAUACAUUACACGAAAAAUGAAGGCAGAUUAUUUAUUAUUAAGCAAAAGAGAGAAAUAUCUGGAAGUCAGGAGGAAACUGUAACACGUAGAACAGACAGUAAUACAGGCCUCUCCCUGUGAGGAAGAAAACGGCUUGAAUGAAAGGCAUUGUCAUAUUUUAUCUCAAGAAUAUCAGCUGUGGAAAAGCUCCAUAAAUUUGUCGAUUGUGGGAAAAGCACAGAUUGCAAAUCACAGCUGAUUAUGCACAAGAGGACCCAGAAAGGAGAAAAACCAUACAAAUUACCUGAAUGUGGCAAAAGCUUUGGUCACAACAGCUCCCUUGUGAUUCAUGGAAGCACCCAGACACAAGAGGGAAGCCACAAAAGUGCUCCCAAUGCAGUAAAUGCUUUAGUGAGCACAGCAACAUGGUGCUACAUCAGAUAACUCACAGGAGGGAAAAAACAUGACUUUGCAGAUUAUUUAUUUAUUUAUUAAAUUUUUAUACCGCCCUUCUCCCGAAGGACUCAGGGCGGUGUACAGCCAAAAUAAAAACAAAAUAUAUACAAUUUAAAACAACAUUUAAAAAGAGCAAAUUUUAAAGGCUGAUUAUUAAAAUUUAAAUUUAAAAAUUUAAAAAUAUUAAGAAUACCCAAUUAAAAUUCAUCACUAAUUAUGCCAGUCCCGCUUUAAUGAAUAAAUAUGUUUUGAGCUCACGAUGGAAGGUUAUAUGAAAGUUUCGUUAGAAAUUCCCAGGUCAUGAGACACUAAAGGGCACACAUGCAGGAAUAAAACCAUUUGAAAACUUUCUGCAGGAAAAGUUUCAGUGAGAAUUCCAUCCUGGUGAAGCACUCAAGGACUCACACAGAAGUGAAACCCUUUGAAUGACCUGAUUGUGGAAAAAGUUUAAAUCACAAUUUCAGUCUGAUGUAUCAGAAGAUUUACUCCAGGGAGAAGCUGUGUGAGUGUGUAGAUUGUGGGAAAAGCUUCAUGAGAAAUUUCCAUCUCACGAUACACCAGAGGAUUCAUAAAGGAGAAAAACCUGUUCAAUGUCCUGACUGUGGGAAAAGUUUCAGUUGUAAUUCCCGCCUCACUCCAUGGAGAAACCUUAUGAGUGUCGAGAUUGUGGGAAAGGUUUCAUUAGAAAUUCCCAUCCCCUCAGACAGAAGACCACACACACAGGAGAUAAACCCUUUGAAUGUCCUCAUUGUGGGAAAGGUUUUAGUCUGAGUUCCAGCCUGGUGAGACACCAGAGGACUCACACAGGAGAGAAAACCUUUGAAUGUCCUAUCUGUGGGAAAAGUUUAAGUGAUAAUUCCAGCCUGUUGACACACCAGAGGACUCACACAGGAGAGAAACCCUUUGAAUGUCCUAUUUGUAGGAAAGGUUUUUGUAAUAAUUCCGGCCUAGUGAAACACCAGAGGACUCACACAGGAGAGAAACCCUUUGAAUGUCCUAUCUGUGGGAAAAGUUACAUUCAGAAUUCCCACCUGGUCAUACACCAGAGGACUCACACAGGCGAGAAACCCUUUGAAUGUCCUAUCUGUGGGAAAGGUUUUAGUGGUAAUUCCAGCCUGGUGAGACACCAGAGGACUCACACAGGAGAGAAACCCUUUCAAUGUCCUAUCUGUGGGAAAAGUUUUAGUGAUAAUUCCAGCCUGUUGACACACCAGAGGACUCACACAGGAAAGAAACCCUUUCAAUGUCCUAUCUGUGGGAAAAGUUUUACUAAUAAUUCUAACCUGGUGAAACACCAGAGGACUCACACAGGAGAAAAACCCUUUAAAUGUCCUGACUGUGGGAGAUGUUUCAGUCUUAAUGACACACUGGUGACACACCAGAGGACUCACACAGGAGAGAAACCCUUUGAAUGUCCUGAUUGUGGGAAAAGUUUUAGUCACAGUUCCAGCCUGGUGAAACACCAGAGGACUCACACAGGAGAGAAACCUUUUGAAUGUCCUAUAUGUGGGAAAAGUUUUAGUAAUAAUUCUAACCUGGUGAUACAUCAGAGGACACACACAGGCGAGAAACCCUUUGAAUGUCCUAUCUGUGGGAAAAGAUUUAGUGAAAAUUCCAGCCUGGUGAAACACCAGAGGACUCACACACGAGAGAAAACCUUUGAAUGUCCUGAUUGUGGGAAAAGUUUUAGUCACAGUUCCAGCCUGGUGAAACACCAGAGGACUCACACAGGAGAGAAACCUUUUGAAUGUCCUAUAUGUGGGAAAAGUUUUAGUAAUAAUUCUAACCUGGUGAUACAUCAGAGGACACACACAGGCGAGAAACCCUUUGAAUGUCCUAUAUGUGGGAAAAGUUUUAGUAAUAAUUCUAACCUGGUGAUACAUCAGAGGACACACACAGGCGAGAAACCCUUUGAAUGUCCUAUCUGUGGGAAAAGAUUUAGUGAAAAUUCCAGCCUGGUGAAACACCAGAGGACUCACACACGAGAGAAAACCUUUGAAUGUCCUAUCUGUGGGAAAAGAUUUAGUGAAAAUUCCAGCCUGGUGAAACACCAGAGGACUCACACAGGCGAGAAACCCUUUGGAUGCCCUAUCUGUGGGAAAAGGUUUAGUGUCAAUUCCAAUCUGCUGACACACCAGAGGACUCACACAGGAGAGAAACCCUUUGAAUGUCCUAUCUGUGGAAAAAGUUACAGUCAGAAUUCCAACCUGCUGACACACCAGAGGACUCACACAGGCGAGAAACCCUUUGAAUGUCCUGAUUGUGGGAAAAGUUUUAGUCACAGUUCCAGCCUGGUGACACACCAGAGGACUCACACAGGAGAGAAACCCUUUGAAUGUCCUAUCUGUGGGAAAAGUUUUAAUGAAAAUUCCAGCCUGGUGAAACACCAGAGGACUCACACAGGAGAGAAACCCUUUGAAUGUCCUACUUGUGGGAAAAGUUACAGUCAGAAUUCCCACCUGGUGAUACACCAGAGGACUCACACAGGUGAGAAACCCUUUGAAUGCCCUAUCUGUGGGAAAAGAUUUAGUGAAAAUUCCAGCCUGGUGAAACACCAGAAGACUCACACAGGAGAGAAAUCCUUUGAAUGCCCUAUCUGUGGGAAAAGAUUUAGUGAAAAUUCCAGCCUGGUGAAACACCAGAAGACUCACACAGGAGAGAAAUCCUUUGAAUGUCCUAUCUUUGGGAAAGGUUUUAGUGAUAAUUCCAGCCUGUUGACACACCAGAGUACUCACACAGGAGAGAAACCCUUUGAAUGUCCUGACUGUGGGAGAUGUUUCAGUCGUAAUUACACGCUGGUGAUACACCAGAGGACUCACACAGGCGAGAAACCCUUUAAAUGUCCUGAUUGUGGGAAAAGUUUUAAUCACAGUUCCAGCCUGGUGACACACCAGAGGACUCACACAGGAGAGAAACUCUUUGAAUGUCGUAUCUGUAGCAAAAAUUUUCGUGAUAAUUACACGCUGGUGAUACACCAGAGGACUCACACAGGCGAGAAACCCUUUCAAUGUCCUGAUUGUGGGAAAAGUUUUAGUCACAGUUCCAGCCUGGUGACACACCAGAGGACUCACACAGGAGAGAAACUCUUUGAAUGUCGUAUCUGUAGCAAAAAUUUUCGUGAUAAUUACACGCUGGUGAUACACCAGAGGACUCACACAGGCGAGAAACCCUUUGAAUGUCCUGAUUGUGGGAAAAGUUUUAGUCACAGUUCCAGCCUGGUGACACACCAGAGGACUCACACAGGAGAGAAAAUCUUUGAAUGUCCUAUCUGUGGGAAACGUUUCAGUCAGAAUUCCCACCUAAUGAUACACCAGAGGACUCACACCGUUGAGAAAUCUGUGAGAUGUCCUCCAGAAGCUAAUAGUAUUCUAAUUAGCUGAGAAACAG